AUUAUAUGUUUCUUUCUAUCCUUUCUCUCACAUGCCACCUCUCUGGCUCUCUCUUCUAAAGACUUCUCUCUCUCUCUAUCUUGUCUUCCCCGUACAUAACUAGUGGCCAGCCGCCAUUUCUGGUUAAAUUUCCCGGCUGCCCCUCGAAUCAAACCCAGCCCGCACACAGAUAUCUGUACUCACAACAUUAAAAACAAAACAAAAAACAUGCAUCUCUGUAUGUCUGUUCCAUUCUACAUCUAUAACUCGAAUACUUUCAGGAUUUAAGCUCGACCCAGAUUAAAACUCUUAAAAAUCUGAAAAGGGUAGCCUUUACUUUCUCGUUUCUUGAAAGAUGUUCAAAGUUUCGUAGCUUAAUUAUCGUUGUCGUAUUUUUUUUUUUUUCUUUUUGUGGGGGUUCUUGAUUGUGUAUUAUUGUACUAGGAUAGAAUGAGUUUGAGGGCGAUGGAGGAAGAAUCGGCGUCGGAAAUUCGUCUCCCGGCGGACGUGGACUGGGAGAUGUUAGACAAAUCAAGAUUCUUCUUCCUCGGCGCGGCGUUAUUCUCCGGCGUGUCGGCCACGCUCUACCCGAUAGUCGUGCUGAAGACGCGCCAGCAGGUAUUGACGGCGCGGAUCCCCUGCCUGAAGAUGUCGGCGUCCAUGCUCAGAACCGAAGGCCUCCGGGGGUUCUACAGGGGAUUCGGGACUUCCCUGGUGGGAACCAUCCCGGCGCGUGCGCUAUACAUGGGCGCGUUGGAAAUGACGAAGAGCAGCGUCGGCACCGCCGCGGUCCGCCUGGGGUUCUCCGAGGCGUCCGCGGCCGCCAUAGCCAACGCCGCCGCGGGGCUGAACGCGUCCAUGGCGGCGCAGGUAGUGUGGACGCCGAUCGACGUGGUGAGCCAGCGGCUGAUGGUGCAAGGAGCGGAAAACGGCGGAUUCAAAAGCUACAGCGGCGGAUUAGACGCUUUCAGGAAGAUAAUUUACAGCCAUGGCGUCAAAGGAUUAUACAGAGGAUUUGGGCUUUCAAUUCUCACAUACGCCCCUUCCAGCGCGGUAUGGUGGGCGUCUUACUCAAUAUCCCACAGAGCAAUUUGGGCUCGAACCCGCCGCCAUUUCUGCCGGAAAGACGAUCUCCGGCCGGAGGGGAAAGCGGGGUUAGUGGCGGUCCAAGGAAUAAGCGCCGCCGUGGCCAGCGGCGUCUCCGCCUUGGUCACAAUGCCGAUGGACACAAUCAAGACAAGAAUGCAAGUUUUGGACGGAGAAGGGAAUAUGCGGCGGCCGGUGACGGUUGUUCAGACCGUGAGAAACCUAGUUAAGGAGAGUGGGAUUAGUGGUUGUUACAGAGGGUUGGGUCCGAGGUGGGCCUCCAUGUCCAUGUCUGCAACCACCAUGAUCACUACCUAUGAGUUUCUCAAGCGGCUAUCAACCAAGAGACAAGAAAGAUUUGUUUGAUUAACUUAAGAGUAGCAGAAGAUGAGCUAUUAAGAUAAGCUUUUGUUACACUUACACGCAUUGUAGAUCUUUAUUUUGUUAUAGUAUAAUAGUGUUAUGAAUCUUUUAUGGUAUAGUAGAUUAAUCCCAACAUAUAUUAUAUUGAACCCAAUUCAAUGUCCUUGAA
Molecule: messenger RNA, 1597 nt
Organism: Ipomoea triloba (trilobed morning glory)
Lineage: Eukaryota; Viridiplantae; Streptophyta; Magnoliopsida; Solanales; Convolvulaceae
Product: solute carrier family 25 member 44-like
Exons: 2
Coding region: 430-1431 (333 amino acids)
Biological process (GO): transmembrane transport
Source: RefSeq, a predicted model, not a curated record